AAUCAGUCACCGGCGGUGAAAGGAGGAGAAGGAGCAAAAACAAUGGCGAAGCCUUCUUCUUCAGCUUUCUUCUCUGAAACCACUUCUCGUCUCCCAGACGACACCGUCUUCUUCUCUAUAUUCCCUGACUCAUCUCUCUCCGGCGCCGGAUCAGAAACCUCCGCCGCACUUCAAUCGCUACACUUAGAAAUCAUCGAUUUCGUUUCGCCGUUUACUUCUCCUUACAUAUGGCAGCACGAACCCUUCUCUCUUUCCAUCGCGCUCUCCUCCUCUUGUGCUUGUACCGAUACUGCUAUGCCUCAUCUCCACGGGAAGCUCAAGUACGGCGACAAUCUGGAGGACGAAUGGUUCGCUGUGUUCUUGCUUUUUCGUAUCUCUGCUGCGUUUCCGUCUAAUUCAAUCCGUGUUUGGGACACCGACGGCGAGUUUCUCCUAAUCGAAGCUGCUUUUCACCUCCCGCGGUGGCUUAAUCCGGAGACUAGUCUCAAUCGUGUCUUCAUUCGCGGUGGUGACCUCCACAUCGUUCCCAGAAGCCGCUUGCCUGAUCCUUCUUUAGUUGCGUCUCUGCGAUUUCUAAUCGAGCGUGGUAACGAAUCUCGUGCGACGGAUUCUGUUCAAUCCGCGUUGAAGAAUCGGAUUUCUGAUUAUCCCGAAAGAGCGUGGAGGAAUAUGCACCGUGUUAGGGUUAGGGUUCCGAUAUCAGUAGCUCAAGUGCUUAGACACGAACCUUUGUUGAUUUCGCUUGCAGUGGAAGGGUUUUACGAUCGUGAUGUUGAUUCAAUGAAGCACGCAGCGAAGAUGGAGAAGUUCUUGUGCAAAGGAAGAGACGAGGAGCUUGUGCUUGUUCUUGUUAAGAUGUCUCGUGCAAUGUACGGGCAGCUAGUGCAGCAGAAGUUUCAAGCACCAAAUUGUUAUCCUAUGCCCAGUGUUAGCGACAGGGAUGCUUACACUGAAGCUGAGCUAGGAAUGAAAAUAGCUUGUGGUUUGGAAAUGAUGUAUCAGCAGAGGAAAAAAGGAGGAGAAGAUGGGAAAGGAAUUAGUUGGAGCAAUUAUAAGGAAAAUCUUGAGAAGAAUGGUUAUUUUGAAGGAUUGCUUUAUGGUUCGAAGGAAUACAAGAGGUUGAUGGAGAAUGCUGAGGAAUACUACCAGAAGAGUUCUUCGUUUUCAAGGGCAAGAGACAUUAUGAGUGCGCCAGUGAGACGUAUUGAUGAGAUUCUUGCUCUACCAUUUACAGAGGAUGACUUCAAGGGUCUGGAAGUUCCUGUUUCUGACAGUGAUUCUUGGCUCUACGAUGGUGAAGAUGAGCUAAACUCUGUUCUUCAAGAGAGGCAGAAGGAGAUGGAGUUUUAUAACUCUAAGAAGGAACGCAAAAAGAAAGCAAAGGAGAAGCAAGAAGCUGGAAGCUCAUCUGAUGCAAACAUGAACAAUUUUGAUCUCGGGGAUAUCUCAAAGUCGAUGCAGCAAUUCAUCCAGAAUGUAUCAAGCUACAAAGGAGCAGAAGUGCCAGAAAGCAGGGAUUUUAAAGAAGUAAAUUUAGAUGUUGAUCGUUUCAUGAAGGAUAUUGAGUCAGCGCUAGGGAGCCAAGCUCAUGACGAACAUGCUGGUGACGAAAGCGAUGGCUCUGAAGGAUCUUCGAUGGACAUGGAUUUUGAUGACUUUGAAGAUGAUAGCGAAGGAGAAGAAUCUAAUGAGGAUGCUAAGGAAAGUUUUAAGGAAUCCUACUAUGGAGUAAUGAAUGAGGAACUGAAAAACUCAACUCUUGAGAAAAGCUUUGAACAUGUGAAUCAACAUUCAUCUAAGCAAAAAGAGGAAUCAUCAAAGACUUCAGAUGAGAAGGACGAUGAAUUUACACCAAUUGAUGCAGAUUUCAACCUCGUCAAGAAUCUACUUGAAUCCUACUCUUCACAGCAAGGACUCCCUGGUCCUGCUUCCAAUUUGCUCGGUCUCAUGGGUUUGCAGCUUCCAAAGGAUUCUAACGAGAAAAACUGAAUGCUGACACAGAUGUAGUUUUGGUUUACUUUUUUGUUUCAUCACAUUAAUUUUGCUAAGUUUCUUAGAUUUAUUCUCGUGUGCCACGCUGUUGGAUUUCUUGUGUUGUCGGAAGAAAGUACAUGACAUGUGAAAUUCAAGAAAACAAACUUAUGUA
Molecule: messenger RNA, 2146 nt
Organism: Capsella rubella
Lineage: Eukaryota; Viridiplantae; Streptophyta; Magnoliopsida; Brassicales; Brassicaceae
Product: protein ecdysoneless homolog
Exons: 5
Coding region: 43-1989 (648 amino acids)
Cellular component (GO): nucleus
Source: RefSeq, a predicted model, not a curated record